AUGCAUGUCUGUCUCUUACCCACCGAAACCCUACUGCACAUAUUCGCUAUCCUAGCACACGAGGAAAUCUUGCAAGAACCUGCUGCAGGUGUCACUGACAGAGACUUGCAAGGGAAGUUGACGCUCAAGAGACCUCUUAAACAGAGAGUGGAGGGAUAUGCACAACGUAUCCGCUCCUUAACGGUCUUCUACUCUGAUCUAGACACUAUAGAUGAUCGGGUCAUACAAACGUCGAUUUCUACGCCAUCACCCACACCACUUUUGCCGAACCUUCGCAGUUUGGGUUGGUGGGAUGACCGAGAAUGCUUUCUUCCGUUGUUGCGCACCGUCCUUGGGUCAACUAUCACGUCGGCCAGCUUGGGCUUUGGUUUAACAACCCAGUCUUUUGCCACAUCCGCUUUGUUAGCUUCCCUCGGCGCUCGAUGUCUAUCCAUUCAGGAACUCGAUUGUGUAUGUCGUGGGGAUUCUGAAGAAAGUUCAGAUGCAAAAUGUGAAGCUAUAUGUGGCUUGCGAGAGCUCCGCCGUCUUCGCAUUGGGGUUCUUAACACACAAGUGCUUCUCCACUUGAUUUCUUUACCAUCGUUGAAGUCUCUGGACUUCAGCCUGAGGACCUACGACAUUCACAAGAUGCAAACCAAUUCCCCUCCUACAUUUUCCUCCCAACUCAAUCAAGUGCACAUCACUGCACCGACACCUUCCGGCUUAAGUCACUUUCUCAGAAAUAUUUAUUUUCUCUCCUGUCGAUCAGUGAACGCGUGCGUCGAUUACAGUAAUUUGGACCCUGAACUAGCCGAAGACUUAGAGGUCCCGUAUGAUCCACCGGAUAUUCCAGACUUCAUUGUUUCGAUCUCGAAGUGCUUCUCUCCUGCUCUUGAGAAACUCCAAAUCGACUUCGACUACGAAUUCAGCACCCUUUUCGCACAAAACACACUUGCUAGUCCCAACUUUGCACUUGACUUUGACGUGGUUGCCCCCCGGCCCCCUUGCUGUCGUUUGGUCGCUUUACGAACUCACACCUCGAUUGGAUGUGCACUUCGGUCAUCAAUGAUGCCUCACUCAAGACAAUGGCGCAAUCCUGGCCUCAGCUCGAGAGGUUCCAGAUGGGAACUACAGCUCGUUGGCUGAUCCCGCCUUCUCUCACCUUCAUAGAACCCGUCUACCCCAUA
Suillus paluster is the source of this 1166-nucleotide messenger RNA. RefSeq lists its product as uncharacterized. Bases 1 to 1125 code for a protein of 374 amino acids. The record is from RefSeq and is a predicted model, not a curated record. The transcript has 3 exons. NCBI's taxonomy places the organism in Eukaryota, Fungi, Basidiomycota, Agaricomycetes, Boletales, Suillaceae.